Symbiodinium sp. CCMP2592 is the source of this 2451-nucleotide messenger RNA. The record is from the annotation of a GenBank genome assembly. NCBI's taxonomy places the organism in Eukaryota, Dinophyceae, Suessiales, Symbiodiniaceae.
AUGGCCGAAGCUGCUCCGCCAACCGGUAUGGGCAAUCGCCAACUUCGAGAGUGGAUCCAGGAAUGGGGCAGUGCAUGGGAUUUCCUCGGCCUCGCCCCGGGCAGUGCUAUGAGUGAGGUCCUCCGCGCCUCCAAACGCACGGCGAUCCGCCUCCACCCGGACAAAAGUCUUUCAGAUGAGGUGGAAAUGGCUACAGUCCGCAUGCAGGCGCUGGGCAAUGCCAAGGAGAUCCUCCUCAACCCGAGCCUCAGGAUUCUCCAUGACAAUAUCCUGGGCCUGGGAGUUGGUACUGGGGGGACGGGGGACCACCGCCUCCGCCAAAAGCCUCGCCACAGAGCUGGCUCUGCCAAGGGCAAGGACAAAGGUCGCUGGGGUACCCCCUUCUACGACACCAGCAGCGAGGAGUUUUCCAGUGGCGGUCCUGUGCUGCAAAAGGGGCCUCCCUACCGGUACCGCCGACAGCAAAAGGGGGCCUUUGGACUGACGAAGAACCUUUUCAUGGACCUCAUGCGAGUGGGGGCUCCGCCCUCCCCACCAAGGCGCCGCCGCCCUCCACGUUUGACAACACGAUGCGGUGGAUCUGUGGAGGCUGUGGAGAACCUAAUGGGCUUCAUCGGUAUGGCUGCAAUGGGUGCCGUCGCUCUCGACACGCUGCAGGAGAGGGCGACACACUGGAUAUGCCCCGACUGCCAGGAUGAGACGACCAUCCAGUGUUCUGGAUGUGGAUGCUGGCGGCCAAGACAUGGGUCUCUCAUCAAUAACGGCCCUGCCCCCCACCAACCUGCUGGUGCACCCGAGGGCGUCCACAGCCCCUGUUGUGCUCAAUCGCCGGGCACAGCGGAAAGGCAUCCGCCAAAGGCCAGGGGCCCCACAGAGGAAAGCCGUCCUAUGGCGAUUGUGGCACCGAACGGAGAGGCCCUGUGGUUCUCACUGUGCGCGAGCUUGACGAGUCGACCCCAGACUGGCUCUGCCUUGGACCAUCUUGGUCAUGUGCCGCAGGGCCCUAUGCGGGUUGCAGUCAUGGGGGCGCGUGGGAGUGAUCUUCAUCCGUCGAGUGGCACAAGAUAUCCUGCACUGGGCGCACCGCCGAGGAGGCACAUCCGGAACCUCAAGGCGAUCUACCGCCCCUCAGCCCUGCGACCGGAGACCAUCGCCCCCUGUUCACCUUUCAGGCCGUGCCGCCCUUACCCGGCCCCGCUCCGCCUGCUCCCGCUUGCAGAGACCUAUGCGGAAGCGGACCAAGCCCAGAAUGUUAUGGGCCGGUGGGCUAUGCAGAUCUUGGGCAAUGGGCCGGCAGUUCCGCCAGAUGAGGGCGUACCGCCUGCAGAUGGCAGUAAGGGUGCCUCCGCCCCGAGUUCGACGCCGAGUGGCAAAGGCUCCGGGAACGCUGGCAAGAGAGCCACGCACUGGUACUGCAAAAGGUGCUCCUAUAGGGUGCCAAUCACCCGCACGAUUUGCACCAUGUGCAACCGUGACAGGGAGCAAUGCGUGGUAUCUGAUGACGAGGAACCGGAGGAUGAUGUCGUCCUCAACAAAGAGGAGCUCGAGGAAGUUGCCCGGCUCGAACGAGAAUGCGCGGACCUGGAGCAAAGGAUGAGAGGCCUCAACGCCGGCCAGCAGCGGGCACUCCUGGAAAACCUCGCGAACAGCUCGAGUGCCGUGAUGGGAGGGCUUUUGGCCGAUACCAUCAGGCGCACCGCCCAGCUACGAGGCCAGAAGGGUAAAGGGGGGUCCAGCAAUGUCAAGGUGAGGGCAUCCAACGACACUGCUCGCAACGACCCCAAGUACCUGGCCGAUUUGGAGGCAGGUGUAUCCACGGCAGUGGCGUUUCAACGCCAUCGCUCCCGACUUCGUGCCGUACAACACCAGGUGGCCCAGGGCAAUGUGGCGUUACAGCCCCGUGCCACUCCCCUGCAGAGGGUGAGGGCGCUACCGCCCAUGAUGAGCUUGGGCCGCUCCCAUCGCCUUCAUCUCCUCAACAGAUUGGAGAGACUUGAAAGGCGGGGAGUCACCUGGACCCAGGAGGAGGUGCUCCACCCCCCCCAGGUGUACCACCUCAUACUGGCACUACAGCGAGCACCCCGUCGGGAACCUCUUCUGCACCAUCGGGUACAACCGCGGACGGGCGGCCAGAACCUCCCCCACCUCGUUCCGAUCAGCCGGAAGAUCGAGAAGCUGGGCGGCCAGUGCCUCCGGACCAAGGUGACGAUCAGCCGGGAGCCCAACCCUCAGCUCCUUCUACAACGCCUGAGGGAGGUGAUGCUGCAGGUGACACCGCCCCAGCUGGGCGUUCCGCCAGAAUGGGAGCCAAAGGCAAAGCCUCAGACAGCGGAAGACGACGGAACCGAACUCCUGCAUACACUCGCUGCAAAGUAUUUAGAUAAGGCGGCAGAGGCUUUUCCAAUGCCCGAAGGGAGCGAACCGCCCCGACUAUGGCGUGUUCGGCUUUAA